Molecule: messenger RNA, 1555 nt
Organism: Rotaria sp. Silwood1
Lineage: Eukaryota; Metazoa; Rotifera; Eurotatoria; Philodinida; Philodinidae
Source: the annotation of a GenBank genome assembly
CAGAGAUAUAGUCAAUGAAUUACGUCGUUCAAAAAUUAUUUCACAAUUUCUUGUGCUAAUAUAACUGCAUCUGAAGCUCAAGCUAUAUUUCUUAUUUAUAUGAUGAUUAAAUUAAUUCAAAAAGAAGGUUAUAUUGAUGAAAUUCAUACAAGAGAAAUUUUAAAUCAAUAUCAAACAAAUAUUGAAAAUGAAAAAUUUAAUAUUAUUUAUUAGCAUAUUCUACAUCAUGGUUUUCUUAGUAUUCAACAAAUAAUGCAGUCAGUUAAAGAUUUUUUCUACAAGAUCUAAAUAAUUUUCUAUUAAAUAAAUUGAAAAAAAAACAUGUAUAUUGUUGAUUUUAAUUUAGUAUCUUUAAAAAGAUAUACUUAAAAAUCAAUCAAGUGAAUAUAAAACUGUCAUUCAAGAACAAUUUUUAAUUAAUAUACUUGAUCAUAAAUAAUUAAGUAAUAUACAAUUUGAAUUAGCACUUAAUCAAAAUAUGCAUCGACGUCAAGCUAUUCAAACAAAUAUAUUAAAUGAUCAAAUAAAAACUGUUAAAAUAGUAAAAGAAAAAGUUCAACGAAAAGUUGAUCAUGCUCUUUUAAAAAUAGAUGAAAAUAUACAAUCAUUUUCUAAACCAACACAAAUAUUAUCUCGUUUAACAUAUAAUAGUAUUGUUAAACAAUAUAAAUCUCUAAUUGAAAGUAAUCAAGAAUUAUUAAUCAUAGAUAAAAAUAUAAACAAUGAAUUAUUACCAAAUUUACGUUCAUUACGUCAUAAUUAUAUACAAACUAAAAUACCACGAAAUCAAUUACAUUUAUUAGUUGAACAAGGGUGUGGGUGUGGGUGUUCAUUAGAUCUUAUACGACAUAUAACAUAUAAUAUAUCAUUAUUAAUUAAAGAAAAUGGUUCAAUUGCUGAAAAACCAUUAAUGAAAUAUUUUCAACAAUAUCAAAUUUUAUUUCAUACAGAUUUUCAAUUAUUACUUAUUCGUUAUGGCAUGAUAGCAUUAGAAGAUCUUAUGGUUCUAUUAAUUGUUAGUAAAUUAGCUAAGCCUAAUGAAAUUAAAUCUUAUGCCAAAACAAUAUUCUGCCUUAAUAUAAACAAAUUUAUGGAAAUUUCUAAAUCACAAGAAAAUGUCUUGGUAAAAAAACAUCAUGUACAAAAUAAUUUAGAAAAAAAAUUAUGUAUAACAGCAACUGAUCUUUCUCAAUUACUUAACCAUGUUCUUAAACUUGAUCGUCUCAAACGAAUCAUUGAUAUGAUGACAAUAAUUAAAAACUAUAUACAUUUACAUCCAAUAAAUACAUUCAAUGCACUCAAAGCAUUAAAAUUAGAAUUCGAUUUUAAUAAUUAUGAUAUGAAAUUUUUACGUGAUUUAAAACUCUUAAGUGAUAUAUGGUAUAAAAGAUAUUUAUUCUCACAAACAAAUGAAACAUAUCGAAUAGUUUCAGAAAUAAUUGAUGAAGAACAAGAACAAGAAGAUCCAAAUCAACAUAAAUUUCAUUCGGCAAUAGAUGAAGAUUUUGAUUUAGAUGCAUAUAAUGAAUUAUUCGAAACUAAAGAAUUACAAUGA